AUGCCCCAGCAUGGCUUGGUGGAAGGUGUCGCUCCGUGUUUUCAAGGGUGGCUUCAAAGAGCAUACCGAGAGGACGUGACCAUCUCAAUGACUUGGGACUAUAGGAAAGGUGGCGGAACCAGUGGUUGGAGCAACCUCUUUGCACACGCCGGCAUCAACCCGCUAGACAUGAUCGAUUAUGGCGGCCCUGAGGCACGGAUAUUUCCUGCUGUCAGUGGUAGCCUCGGCCCUGGUGAAGCUCCUCGACUUGCUGACAUGGUAUUUGAAGGUGGGAGGGUCAGUUACGGCUUCACCAGGAAUGAAUUUACGGCACUGCUCAUUAUAUGUGGAUUUCGGAUAUCCGAGUUCUCUAUCUCCGGUUUGACUUCCUCUACUGGAUUUCUUGGCACUAUGGAUCUCGUUGAAAGAGGACCAUUCUCACAACUUGGACGUUUUGAUCCUCAUGAUGGCUGCAGACAUAUUACCGAGGACCUUGAACGCUACGUGAACAAACUGCCAGUUCAAAGAUGCAUUGAUUAUUCAUUGGGUAUACUGCGAACGCCAAAGCGUGGGGGCCGUCGCAUCAUCAUCCCUGCGGCAACAUCAGCUGAAAGUGAUGGCCCCGCUGGCUUCUGCGCUUGGAUGGCUUGGCCUUCUGCUGCUCAACUCGAUCAGAUCAAAUAUACUCUGGAGCAAUUAUUAUCCAUCUCAGGUGCUGACAUACUGGAGUACUCGAUUGAAACGACGGUAGACAUCGAAUACGAACGGGAGACAAUGGAAAGAGUCAAUCCAGACUUUUCUUUAGGCAUGGAGAAGAUUCAUCAGACAGUGCUAGUUGCUCAUGCAUUGGCCGCCUUGCAGCCAUGGGGUUUACUCCCUGUUUUGCCAACUCACUUCGCCGAGGCAUUCAAGCCAUUUAUUGCUCCGUUUGUUGGUUCACGCCUAGAGACCGUGACUGUCCUCCAGGAGCGCAUGUGUGACAUGAGACUGAAACCGCUCCCUGGUUGGGAUACUAUUGAGCAGCAGGCGAUGGCACUUUCUCAAAUGGGAGACAUCAAGACCAGCUUCUUUUCAGCCUCCAACAGCCCCUGCCGCCAGUAUUUCAAGGCAAUGAAUAUGGUUUUCGAUGCAUAUAGGCUCCCUCUCGCAGACGUGAGAAACAAGCUGGCAGCCAUUGCGGCAUCAAAACUUCUGGAGGGUGAUAAACUGUCAGAACUCUUCGUUGAUAACAUGGCAAUCCAUUUAGGCCAUGCCCUCCUCGGGCACAGGCUUGAGGACCAGAGGCUUGCCGAGGAGGAGCAGAGCUGGAAUGCGCUAGCCGACGGUAUGCGCGCCGUGGGCGAGUUGAUGCAGUCACACAAGGCCGACGGACCAUUUGUGCUGGGUGCCCAGCCGACCUACACUGGCUUCUUUAUUGCUGGGUCACUCCAAUCUGCGAGGGUGGUUCAUGAGAGUGGGUUCCACAGGAUUUCCAAGUACCCUGGUUAUAAGGAGAUUUAUGAAGCAUGUCUGCCUUAUAUGGAUAAGAAGGAUUGA
Molecule: messenger RNA, 1515 nt
Organism: Penicillium canescens
Lineage: Eukaryota; Fungi; Ascomycota; Eurotiomycetes; Eurotiales; Aspergillaceae
Exons: 2
Coding region: 1-1515 (504 amino acids)
Source: RefSeq, a predicted model, not a curated record